AUGAAGCAAAGAUUUUCUUCCGCAAUAUCACAAGAACUACAUGCUCAACUUCCUGGCCUGCGACUGAGCAAUAUUUACGAUCUCUCUUCCAAAAUCCUUCUGCUCAAAUUUGCAAAGCCUGACCAAAAGGCUCAACUCAUUAUCGACUCGGGCUUUCGUUGCCACUUGACAGACUUUGCGCGGACCACCGCACCAGCACCGUCCCCUUUCGUCGCCAGGCUAAGAAAGUUUCUCAAGACCCGCCGUCUUACAUCCGUUUCGCAGAUUGGUACCGAUAGAAUUAUUGAGUUCCAGUUCAGCGACGGCCAGUAUCGCUUAUUUCUAGAGUUCUUUGCCGGCGGCAAUGUCAUACUCACGGAUAACGAACUGAAGAUCUUGGCUAUCCUGCGCAACGUGAAGGAAGGGGAGGGUCAAGAACCUCAGCGCAUCGGGCUCAACUACUCCCUCGACAAUAGACAAAAUUAUGGCGGCGUUCCCGAGUUCACUAAGCAACGUCUCCGCGAUGCCCUCACCAAGACUGCCGAGAAGGCAGCUAAUGUAUCUGGUGCCACAAGAAAAGGACGAAAGUCUGGCACUGACCUGAGGAGGGGCCUUGCUACUACAAUCACAGAGCUGCCACCAAUAGUUGUCGACCAUGCUUUCCGAUCCACAAAUUUUGACGCGCAGGCGCAAGCCGCCGACAUACUACAAAACGAUGAUACUUUUGACGCGCUGUUCGAGGCGCUUGAGGAGGCGCGGAAGAUUCUGGCUGGCAUUACGAGCUCUGCUCAGAUCACGGGUUACAUCAUAGCUAAGUCCAGAAAUGGGGCCGCCAGUAUCCAAAGCAAAGAUCAAGUUUCAGAAGCAGCCGUUGUGAAGCCAUUUACUCCUGGAUCAAGCAAGGACUUGCUCUAUGAGGACUUUCAACCGUUUUUGCCUAAACAGUUCUCCAGUGACCCUACUAAUGUUAUUCUCGAGUUUGAGGGGUUCAACAAGACUGUCGACGAGUUCUUUUCAUCCCUGGAAGGUCAAAAGCUCGAGUCCAAGUUGACAGAAAGGGAAGCGGCUGCCAAAAGGAAAUUGGACGCCGCGCGAGAGGAGCAGGCAAAACGUAUAGAGGGGCUGGAAGAAAGCCAACUGCUCAAUUUUCGCAAAGCCGCAGCAAUCGAGGCUAACGUAGAGAGGGUUCAGGAGGCCAUGGACGCUGUCAUUGGUCUGCUUGAGAAUGGUAUGGACUGGGUUGACAUCAACAAACUGGUUGAGAGGGAACAGAAGCGGAACAACCCGGUUGCUGCCAUCAUCAAGCUACCCAUGGACCUUGCCAACAAUACCAUUACUUUGCGCAUCGGCGAAGAAGAGGAGGAUGAUUCCAAGGAUGGUGUCGACGAAGGCUACGAGACAGACUCGACCGUGUCCGACGAUGAUGAUGAGGUUGACGCAAAAUCGCAACAGCCUCCAAAGCAAGAGUUGGAGGUGGAUAUCAAACUCAAUUUGUCGCCCUGGGGCAACGCGGGAGAGUACUACGACCAAAAGCGCAGUGCGGCUGAGAAACGAGAGAAGACCAUUCAGCAAUCUUCCCUUGCUCUCAAGAGUGCCACGCAAAAGAUCACGCGAGAACUACAGAAAGGGCUGAAACAAGAAAAACCAGUCAUACAGCCAAUUCGCCACCAGAUGUGGUUCGAAAAGUAUUUGUGGUUUAUAUCUUCGGAUGGAUAUCUGGUCUUGGGCGGUCGGGAUGCUCAACAAAACGAAAUGAUUUACCGCCGACACCUCGGUCGCGGUGAUGUUUAUGUUCAUGCAGACCUGAACGGUGCCCCUAGUGUAAUCAUCAAGAACAACCCGAGGACUCCGGAGGCUCCUAUACCACCAUCAACGUUGUCGCAGGCCGGUCAGCUGACUGUAUGCGCCUCGAAUGCAUGGGAUGGAAAGGCGGCGAUGGGAGCAUAUUGGGUCAAUGCCGACCAAGUCUCGAAAGCUGCCCCAACCGGUGAAUUCUUACCCGCAGGCAGUUUCAUGAUCAAGGGCAAGAAGAAUGAGCUACCUCCUGCAACUCUUGUUAUCGGGUUUGGCCUUCUCUUCAGGAUCAGCGAGGAGAGCAAGUCUAAGCAUGCCAAACAGCAUCGUGUGUAUGAUCCAGUCGAAAUCGGCACCGGAUCAAUUGAGGCGUCCAGCACGAAGCCAUUCGAAGACAACAUGCCAGCGCAAGCAGCCGACCGUGAGUCAGGUAGUGAUGACGAUGGGGGUGAGGCAGAGGACGACACCAACUUUGCGAGGGCCAAUCCUCUGCAAUCUGGAGGCGGUAGAGAUGGCGGUGAUUCGGACAACGAAGGCGAGGAUGCCGCAGUACCCACACAUGCCAUGGCGAAGCUGGAUGUCACAGAAAGCGAUACAGGGAAACCUGAUUCCACCGAUGAUAACGAGGCGAAUCUGAACGACAAUGGGAAACCAGCUACCGCUGACGAGGAGACUGAAGAACAAGACAGUAACCAUCCUGGAUCGGCUACUCCUGCCUUGUCCACGACUGGAACUACAACUCCUCAACAAAAGAAAGGCCAGCCGAAACGAGGUCAGCGUGGAAAGGCCAAAAAGAUAGCACAGAAAUACAAAGAUCAGACGGAGGAGGAUCGCAUCGCAGCCGAGACGCUCUUGGGCGCCACUGCAGGUAGACUGAAGCGCGAGGCUGAGGCCAAGGCAAAGGCAGAAGAGGCGGCGGCUCUUGAGGCCGCAAGAGAACGACGCCGAGAGCAGCAUAGGCGGCAGCAGAAGGAAGCUGCCGAGCACGAAAAGGCACGCGCAAAGCAGAUGCUGGGCGAAGAUGACGCUGACGUCUCGAGUGGCUCGUUUGAUUUUGGUGCCUUGGAGACCUUGGUCGGUACCCCGUUGCCUGGCGAUGAGAUCCUUGAGGCUAUCCCCAUCUGUGCGCCGUAUGCGGCUAUGGGCAAGGUCAAGUACAAGGUCAAGCUUCAGCCCGGCGCACAAAAGAAAGGAAAGGCGAUCAAGGAGAUCCUCGAAGCUUGGAAGAACGUGUCAACCAAGAAGGGUGUCAUGGACGAGCAAGCAUCAGACACCGAGCGCAUGUGGCCACGUGAAGUAGCUCUCAUCAAAAGCUUGAAGCCUGAGGAAGCCAUGAACUGCGUUUUUGCUGGCAAGGUCAAAAUCAUGAUGACUGGCGGUGCGAGUGGAGGCGGUAGCGGUGGUGGUAAGGGAGGAAAGGGAUCCAAGAAGCGAUAG
Messenger RNA from Pyricularia pennisetigena, 3210 nucleotides. RefSeq lists its product as uncharacterized. The transcript is spliced from 4 exons. The coding region runs from base 1 to 3210 and encodes 1069 amino acids. Gene Ontology annotation, biological process: rescue of stalled cytosolic ribosome; ribosome-associated ubiquitin-dependent protein catabolic process. Lineage: Eukaryota; Fungi; Ascomycota; Sordariomycetes; Magnaporthales; Pyriculariaceae. Gene Ontology annotation, cellular component: RQC complex. The record is from RefSeq and is a predicted model, not a curated record. Gene Ontology annotation, molecular function: ribosomal large subunit binding; tRNA binding.